This is a messenger RNA of Apus apus (common swift), 2222 nucleotides long. It is a transcript of the gene SLC2A4RG, whose product is annotated as SLC2A4 regulator. Bases 16 to 1158 code for a protein of 380 amino acids. The transcript is spliced from 8 exons. Gene Ontology annotation, molecular function: RNA polymerase II cis-regulatory region sequence-specific DNA binding; DNA-binding transcription factor activity. NCBI's taxonomy places the organism in Eukaryota, Metazoa, Chordata, Aves, Apodiformes, Apodidae. Gene Ontology annotation, cellular component: nucleus. Gene Ontology annotation, biological process: regulation of transcription by RNA polymerase II. The record is from RefSeq and is a predicted model, not a curated record.
GCCGCCGCCCCGCACAUGGAGCCCCCGCGCCCGCCCACCGUCCUGUUGGCCGCCGCCCGUCGCCGCCGCCGCGAGAUUCCUCCUCCUCCUCCUUCUUCACAAACCGGUGGCGGCGGCACCGCCCCGAAGGAUCUUCUCCGGGGCUGGUUGCCACGCCUGGGGGAUCCGGGGAGCCGGGACCCGAUGUUACGGAUGCUGGACGCCGGGUUGGAGCGAUGCCUGGCGCUGCGCUCGGCCGGUAUCCCGGUGCCCCGGCACGGGAAGCUCUCAGGCAAGGCAGGCAUCGAUGAGGUGAUGGCAGCCACGGUGCUCACCAGCCUCUCCACCAGCCCACUGGUUCUUGGGCACCCCCCAGCCACCCCUGCCCCAGAGCUCGGCAGUGAGGUCUGGAAGGAGGUGCCCGCCAUGUCCUCCAGCUGCAGCAGCAGCAGCAACACCAGUGGGGACUGGAGCUGGGACCCCCCCAGCGACCGCUCCACCCCCUCCACCCCGUCACCCCCGCUCUCCAGCCACGUCCCCAGCACCUUCCUGCCCACCCCGCUGACCGAUGAGGGCCCCGACGAGCCCGACAGCACCCACUUUGUCUUUGGAGAGCCCAUCCCGCGGAAGAGGAAGAACUCCACCAAGGUGAUGUUCAAGUGCUUGUGGAAGAGCUGCGGCAAAGUCCUCAGCAGCUCCUCAGGGAUGCAGAAGCACAUCCGAACCAUGCACCUUGGCCGGAAAGCCGACCUGGAGCAGAGUGACGGCGAGGAGGACUUCUACUACACGGAGCUGGACGUGGACGUGGACUCGCUGACGGACGGGCUCUCCAGCCUGACGCCCGUCUCUCCCACCUCCUCGGUGCCACCCACCUUCCCCGGCCCCGAGGCGCAGGGCCCGGUGCCACCAGCGCUGCCCGUCCCCGACCUGGCCCCCCCCUGCAGCCCCCCGGCCCCCCCCGGCCUCUGCCACGUCCACACUGACCACGCAUACCAGGGCUGCCCGGUGCCCCCGCGGCCGCCGCUGUCCCCCGCCGCGCCGCCGCACAAGCCGCCCGCCGCCCCCAGGAGGCCGCGGGGGGAGGCCAAGAAGUGCCGCAAGGUGUACGGGAUGGAGAACCGGGAGCUGUGGUGCACGGCCUGCCGCUGGAAGAAGGCCUGCCAGCGCUUCCUCGACUGACACCGCCGCCCCCACACCCCCUUUCUUGCACAUUUUGCACUCGAGGUGCCUUCGUGCCCCCCCCCCCAACUCCCCCCCCCCCCCUCUUUUACCCCCCCAUCGCUGCCCCAGGGCCCCCCCGGACUCAGGGAAUGGCCCCCUCAAAGCUUUAUGCACAUCCCUCCCCCCCCCCCAAACCCCACCAUGGAGCUUGUGUUCCCCCUUUUUUUUUUUUUUUCCCCUUGGAAAAAUAAGCUAAACGUGCCCCACCUUGCCUUGUUGGGGGGGUGGGUGGGGGUGAGGGGGGCUGGCAGGGGGGGCUGCUCCCCCCAGCUGUGCCUGCAGCCGGCGGGGGGCUUGGGCAGGGGGUGUCUGGUCCUGCCUCCCCCCCUGCUCCCAGGGGGGGACCCCCAGUGCCCAGGGCAGAAGUGGGCGCCUGCCCUCCCUCCCCCCCCCAAUUUUUACCCCCUCUCAGGGGGGUUUUUACUCUUUAUAUCGUUGUUUCUCUCUAUUUUUAGUACCGGGGGAGCAGCAGCUCCCACUGGAGCGAUGCUCCGGGAAGUGCCUGCAGGAACGCGCCCAUUUGCACUAAGCCAAACUGCACAAAGAGGUGUCCUUUUUUUUUUUUAUUUUAUUUUGAUUGUUUGGGGUUUUUUUCUUUUUUUUUUCCUUUUUUUUUUUUUUUUGCCUUCAUGUGUUCUUAUUUUUUAAAUAACAUAUAUGAAAAUUCGUAUUUUUUAAAAAAUAACUCCCUCCCCAGGCCCUGAGAGCACGUUGGCCCUAGUGCUGUGAUGCUCCAGCCCUAGGGAAGAGGAUGGGGAGGGGGGGGGUGUUUAAGGGGAUUUAUUCCCUUCAAACCCUUUUUCUCUCCCCUCCCUAAACCCCUUUUUAUCCUCCCCCCCAAAACAAACCCCUUUCUCCCAUCUUGUCCUGUCAUUCCCCUGCCUGGGCAGCAGCUCAGGAUGGGGCUUGGCUGGACCACCCCUCCCCAUGCCAGGAUGGGUGAGAUGGGGAACAGAAGAUCCAGAAGAAGAAAAAAAAAAAAAAACCACAAUGAAUAAAUAUUUUGAUUCUUUUUUAUUUAA